Messenger RNA from Wasmannia auropunctata (little fire ant), 1550 nucleotides. Its product is annotated as elongation of very long chain fatty acids protein AAEL008004-like. Gene Ontology annotation, cellular component: endoplasmic reticulum membrane. The annotation marks the transcript as partial. NCBI's taxonomy places the organism in Eukaryota, Metazoa, Arthropoda, Insecta, Hymenoptera, Formicidae. The record is from RefSeq and is a predicted model, not a curated record. Gene Ontology annotation, molecular function: fatty acid elongase activity. Gene Ontology annotation, biological process: fatty acid elongation, polyunsaturated fatty acid; sphingolipid biosynthetic process; fatty acid elongation, monounsaturated fatty acid. The transcript has 3 exons.
GCAUUAACAGAAGGUUGGUUAGGAGAGUUUAAUUACUUUUGCGAGCCUAUCGAUUAUUCGAAUACUCCAAAGGCCAUAAAGGUCACCAGAUUGUGCUGGUCGUAUUUCUUAAUCAAGAUACUGGAUUUGAUGGACACCAUCUUUUUCGUACUCAGAAAAAAGCAGAACCAAGUGACGUUUCUUCACCUGUAUCAUCACAUUGGCAUCUUAAUGGGUGCUUGGGGUGCCGUUAAAUAUCUGCCUGGUGGUCAUGUUACUUUCCUAGGAUUACUUAAUACAUUUGUUCACGUAAUAAUGUACACGCACUAUCUGCUAACGUCCAUGAAGAUAAACACAGGCUCGUGGAAGAAGUACAUCACUCAGCUGCAGCUGGUCCAAUUUUUCCUGAUUACUUUACGCUAUUUACAGUUAGCCUGGGUGAAAGAUUGCGGCUUUCCAAUGUGGCCGGCGUAUGUAAUGGUACCGCAGAAUUUGUUCAUGAUGAUAUUAUUUGGAGACUUUUAUUAUAAAGCAUACGUCAAGAAAAAACCAGCGAUCAAAACAACAACAACAAAUACGAAAAUAAACGGUGUCAUCGCUGAAAUCUCGAAUGGAAAAUCGAAAGAGCAGUAGAUUCGAAAUGCAUUAUCUCGUUUAAUGCUUGAUCUUUUUUUACUUUAUUUUAUUAUUCACAUUGUUACAAACGUUUGUCAAAAUUAAAUAUUAAUUACUCGCGAUUCAUAAAGAUGAUCUAAUCAGAUUAUUAUUUCACGCUUGUUAUGUUAGUUCGAAAUAUCUUUAAUGCACCAAAUAUUUCGUAUCUCCAUUUUGAUCAAUCUAUUACAUUACGCAACAAAAAAUAAAAUAGUAAAUACUAGAACAAAAGUAAUCAUUUCUCGUAGUUCUUCGGGCACUAAAUUAUAUGCGCCAUCUACCAUUUACCAAAUUGCUCUAUCAAGUCACAAUUUUGAGAAAUUUGUUUGCUAUAUAUCGUCAUAUUGGAAAAAUAACACGCAAAUCAUUAACAUCUAAAAUUAAGAGACUGUUUUCCUAUAAAAUUAAAAAUAAUAACAAUUUAUUUGCAUAAUACAAUAGUAAAAAUGACUAUAAAAUAAUUUUUCGCAAUUAUACUUUCUCACAUCUACAGCUUUUCGCUGAUAAUAACAAAUUUUAUAGCACAUAUUUCAUUGCAACAAUGUCAUAUAAUUGUAACUCAACUAAUCAAUAUGUAUAAAAUAGGUACAGAAAUAUCUAAGAUGUAAUAUGGGCGAUAGGAGCAUAGUGUAUGCAUUUAUAUAUAUAAAAACUGUACUUAUAUAUAGGUAUAUAUUUUUUUUAUUUUUCUUUGAUAAAUACAACUUACUUUUAGUAUUAUUUUUCAACUACUAUAUAUAUAAUAGUUGGUAAACAAUGUUAACUAAAACGUGAGUUAUAUUAAAUAUACAUAUACAUAUAUACAUAUAUUUUAUAUUCGUCCAAUUAUUAUUAUAUAAUAACAAUAUUAACAGGUUUUGCAACAUUGUACGAAAUAUGAUAAACAUUAAAGUUAAUUAAAGUUAAGAGAGAGAUAA